AUGGACACAGCUUUCAUCAGACGGCCUGCCAGCAGUGCGCUUCAAGUCAACCCGCCAAAUGCAGACAUCCAUCUCGGCCGCUGGGGUAGCAACUGGGCCUGGACCGUCUUUUGUCUCAUGGCAGCUUCCACUCUUGGUCUCUUGAUCUGGUCCGUGAGAGUUCCUCCUAACCGACGGGCUUUCCACUACUUGCUCAUUGCCGCUCUCGCCAUCUCCACCAUCUCGUGGUUCUCUAUGGCCAGCGAUCUCGGUUCUACGCCUGUCACUGUCCAGUUCCUUCGCAACAAUCCUCUUGGUGGCGGCUUUGGCGGCUACCCAACUCGCCAGAUCUGGUACAGUCGCUACAUCGACUGGUUCUUGACUAGCUCGCUCCUCUUGCUCAGCCUGCUUUUGAUCACCGCUCUGCCUCUUUCCGUCAUCUUGAUCACCCUCUUCUUCAACCUGUUGAUGGUUGUAUCCGCUCUCCUCGGUGCUUUGACCCGAUCCGGAUAUAAGUGGGGCUACUUUGUCUUUGCAUGUGCCGCGCUGGCCUACGUUCUGUACCAGAUCUUUGCCUCCGGCUUGCGCUCAGCUCGUCGACUCGGCGCUGGCUUUGGUCGUGCGUUCCUUGCCGCUUCGACUCUGUUGGCCAUCAUCUGGCCGAUGUACGCCAUCUGCUGGGCUUUGAGCGAAGGCGCGAAUGCCAUCGGUGUCAGCGAGGAGUUCCUCUGGUACGGUCUCUUGGACCUCUUCACCAAGCCUAUCUUUGCCUUGUUGCUCCUCUCCAUGCUAAGCAAUUGCGACUACAACGCCUUGCGUCUCCAAUCGGGCAAGGCCUCGGAGGACGACAUUGUCGAGCACGAGCAACGAGGGCGACUCGAAGAGAAAGCUCAUCAAGCAAUUGCCUCGCAAGGUGGUGUCGGCUCUGCACCCGUUCAUGAUAGGACUGCAAACACUACCGCUACGACUAUGCCUCAUCCUCACAUCGCUCCGCCCACAGCUGGUAGCAUUGCGCAGACCACUAUGACUCCUGUUCCCAUCACCUGA
Ustilago hordei is the source of this 1026-nucleotide messenger RNA. RefSeq lists its product as uncharacterized. Gene Ontology annotation, cellular component: plasma membrane; endoplasmic reticulum. The coding region runs from base 1 to 1026 and encodes 341 amino acids. The transcript is spliced from 3 exons. The record is from RefSeq and is a predicted model, not a curated record. Lineage: Eukaryota; Fungi; Basidiomycota; Ustilaginomycetes; Ustilaginales; Ustilaginaceae.